This is a messenger RNA of Aureobasidium uvarum, 963 nucleotides long. The record is from the annotation of a GenBank genome assembly. Lineage: Eukaryota; Fungi; Ascomycota; Dothideomycetes; Dothideales; Saccotheciaceae.
AUGGCAAUCACAAAAUUCGUCCCUCUGGACCACACCAGGAUCCCAGGAUUCCCCGACGCGCCAGUACAUCUAGACAGAGCACCCAUCAAAAUGAUCGACGACAAUGGUGCAGAGUUUACCAAACACACCGACACCAGCAACUUGACCACCGCAGUCGGCAUCACCACAAUUCUCUUUCGCUGGUCUCCAGACGCUUUACACGCGUUUUUGGACAUCGACGCUUGGUUCUCGUUUACAUGGCAACUGACCAUUUCCUCCGUCUGCAAAUACGAAAUCGGGCGCGUGCAAAACCAAAUCACAAUCGGGAAACUUGAUGCCGAGGGUGAAAAGUGGGAAUUGAUGUUGACGUACAAUAUCGGCAUUCAAGAAGACGACGACAACAACAACAGAGGCAAAUGGAUCCCCAAUACCGCAGAAAGCAUGCUGGGCACUACCGACCUGACCUCCGCUACCCAAAUCGACACCUUGGGCAAAAACUUUGUCAAAGAUUUGUGUUUGCAGGAGGUGUGGUUUACGAGUAAAGGACGCAAGCACGAGUUGUUUGUGGAAUAUGCCUUGAUGGAUCCGUUUAGCGAUGGCAUACCCAUGAAUCCGCACUGGUUGUAUGAUGCGCCUAAUGUGGGGCACUGCACUACUUGCGAUGUUUACCAGGGUGUCAAGCCAUUGCAGCGGUGUGGGAGAUGUGGGACGGCGGCUUAUUGCUGUGCGUUGCAUCAGAAGUUGGAUUGGCCGGUGCACAAGACGACCUGCAAUAUGAGUUUGGAGGAUAGAGGGCAAAUGUUAGAAAUCUCGCAGCACGGAGGGCUUGUGGGUUGGGAUCUUUCUCAGAGGUUGGAAGACGAAGAUGAGGAGGAGCAAGAUGGAGAGGAGGCACAGGCAAAGAAGAUGUCCAAGAACCCGAACUUUGUCACGCCGCAGCUGAAGAGGCAGCGUCAGACGAAUUCCAGCAUCAACAUGAUGUAG